CACCUGAGGACAACUUUCAACCUUUGCUGUCCACCGUGGUUAUUGUUAUGCUCUGCGGUGCUCAUGAGCCCAGCGCUGAGAUGCACACAAGGGCUGAAGGUGACAUGGACAGGCCCGCAGACCAUCCAGAGGGCCGAGGGCGACACCGUGACUUUGGCUUGCAGUUACACGCCGAGCUUAUUGGACACCGGAGAAAUUGACAUUGAAUGGUCUGUGCUCAGUCCAGACACUACCAAGAAGGAUCAGAUGCUUCUGUCAUACACCAGAGGCACCAAGUACUACCAUGGAGGUCCUAGAGUUACUGAAGGCUUCAGCUUUGCUGCAGGCGAUCCCUCCAAGGGCGACGCUUCUCUCUCCAUUGCUCAGCUGUCGCGCGACCACAGUUCUACCUACCAGUGCAAAGUGAAGAAGUCACCUGGGGUCGAUACCCGCAAGGUGUCACUGGUGGUUAAGGUAAAACCAUCUGUACCUCGCUGCUGGCUGGAAGGAGGGGAGCUUGUCGGUGAAGCCGUUUCUCUGCACUGCGAGUCCUCUGAAGGAUCCACUCCCCUAACGUACAAGUGGCGGAGAGAAAGCAAAGACCCCCUGCCUGCUGCUGCCACACAGGACGGCGCAACCGGGGAGUUGAGAAUCAACAACCACACACAGAGAUUUGCAGGGAUCUACCUUUGUGAGGUGAACAAUGCUGUUGGAGCUGAACGCUGCAGGAUCAGCCUGAGAGCCAACAAGCAUCCAAACAGAUCUGCAGUGAUUGGGGGAAAGGUUGUGGGUUCGCUUCUCCUCAUCUUCAUCUUUCUGGUGUUUGCUGGGGUCCUGCACUGGAAGCUGAAGGACAGACGCCACCAUGAGGAGGAGUUCUCCAAUGAAAUCAGGGAGGACGUGGGGCCACCUGACAGCCGCCCGGUGAGCCGGCACACCGGUCGGACCCCACAAACUGCUUACAACUGGGCCGAUCAGAACGAUGUCAGGACAUUUCACGCAUCAGCUACAGGCGAGGACAAACAGCGGCUGGAGAUGACAGCAAGCACCGAUACGCAGCGUGACGCAGGAGGACUUUAACCUGGACACUACAGGGCAGUUUGGAAAGGAAAAAAUAUAUAGAGAAGUUAAAUGUACAUGCAGGUCAAA
This is a messenger RNA of Gambusia affinis (western mosquitofish), 1128 nucleotides long. RefSeq names its product coxsackievirus and adenovirus receptor homolog. The transcript is spliced from 7 exons. The record is from RefSeq and is a predicted model, not a curated record. Lineage: Eukaryota; Metazoa; Chordata; Actinopteri; Cyprinodontiformes; Poeciliidae. Bases 64 to 1059 code for a protein of 331 amino acids.